Molecule: messenger RNA, 3290 nt
Organism: Mytilus californianus (California mussel)
Lineage: Eukaryota; Metazoa; Mollusca; Bivalvia; Mytilida; Mytilidae
Exons: 6
Coding region: 93-1067 (324 amino acids)
Molecular function (GO): calcium ion binding
Source: RefSeq, a predicted model, not a curated record
CUUGACCUUUGGGAAAUGCUUGGAGACUGUAAACAAUUGCAUUUUAUCCUGUAUUUUUUCGAGAUUCGUAUAUUUGUCCCAAAUAUAACACAAUGCCAUUAAAGAAAAAGAAAGGAGGAAAGAAAAAGAAGUUGACAGCAGGAAAGUCAUCAAUAGAAAAAGAUGAAGCAGGGGAAAUUGAUCCAGGUACUUUGAUUUCUGUAACAAAUGCUGAUGGUACUGUAGAUCUUAAAGAAAAAGAUGGAGGCAAGAAAAAGAAAAAGGGCAAAAAGAAGAAGAAGAAAGUGUCAUUGGCUGAUAAGAAGUUGGAAAGACUAGAAAAAGAAACAGAAAAGUUAAAGAAGGAAAAACCAUCAUUUCGUCUAUUUAUAUAUGAAAUGGACAAAUGGUUAAAAUCUAAUGCAGUAAGAAUCCAGCAACUUUUCAAAACAUACGAUUAUGAGGGGGAGUGUAUGCUUACUUACGAUGAAUUUAAGUCAGGAAUGUUUGACUUGGAGAUUCCCUGUAGUGAAGUACAAUGUCAUCUGUUAGCAAAGUUGUUAGACAAUGAAAAUAGUGAGGAAAUUGACUACACAGAACUACACAAAGGACUUAAUUAUGCAAUUGAGGUAGAGGAGAUGGAACAAGAAGAAGAAGAAAUGGAAAAGGUUUUGGAUGUAACAAAGAGAGAUCUAGAUCAUUGUAGAUCCUGUAAAAUGGCUGUCAUACAACCACCCGGUAUACCAUUCUGCAGGGACAUUUUAAUUAAUCUAAUUUGCAUAACCUUCAAGAAUACAUCAAAACAUCCUUCACACAUAAAAGUGACUGCUAAUGCUUACACAACAAUAUACAGUCUAAUUCAGAUGAUUAUACAGGACACAGGCAUUGCAUCAACAAAACUGUCAAUUUUCCGUGAUGACAGGCGAGUUGCUGAAUCUAGGAUAGAAGAGGAUACAGAGCUGAGGGAAUUAUGGGGAGAUACAAUGGACGAACCAGAUGAAAUAGACUUAUACUACGACUAUCGAGUGGAAUUUACAGAGUGUCCUAUAUUACUGUGUGAUUAUUACUUUGUUGAUCUUGAUAACUGAAAACCAAAAAUUAUUCCAAGCAUUUAAUCCUAGACUAGUUGAUUCUCGUUUACAUGAAUAAUUACAAGAAAAAGAGUAAACAUUUUGUAUAAUUAGAAUUAUGAAGAGUAUUGACCUUUGACUUAUAAAUAAAAAUUAAGUCAACAGAAUAUGUUUGUUAGGAUGAAGAUUACCAAAUGUGAUAUUUUAUAAUGUACUUAUUUUUUUUUUUUAGAUUUUUAAAAAAAAAUAAUUUUAUUUUUAAUCAGACAUUUGAAACUGUUUUGUUUUCGACUACUUGUUCCCCUGUAUGAAUGUUAUCAGAUCAUAAAGGGGGGGGGGGGGGUUAAUAUAUAAAAGAAUGUGAUUUCUUUUUUUUUUUUUUAUCAAAAACCAUUUAAACAAAAGAAUACACAGAGAUGGCAGACAUGAGGAUCUGAUGUAAAUAUUGUCUUAUCAGAUCCUGUAAAAUGGCUGUCAUACAACCUCCCUGUAUACCAUUCUGUAGGUAAUAUUGUCUUAUCAUAUCCUAUAAAAUGGCUGUCAUACAACCUCCCAGUAUACCAUUCUGUAGACCUGUAAUAUUGUCUUAUCAGAUUCUGUAAAAUGGCUGUCAUACAACCUCCCAGUAUACCAUGUAAAUAAUUUAAAGUAUAAAUAUGUGAUACCAUCAGUAUAGAGAAACUAUAUGAGACUCAAGAAUAGCAUUGUUUUAAUUUCUGAGUGGAGAUAUUUUUAAGUUAUUGAUUUACAGUAAAAUUUCAUAUUCUAAGAAUACAAGGCAUCUAGCAUAUAAGCAGAUCUGACACUUUAUUGGUAUAACUCUUAUUUAUAAUUUAUUAAUAUAGCAUAUAAACCAAAUUUUAUGUUAUGGAUUUCAGCCAUUUUGAUAUCCUCAGUGUUAUAAAAAAUUAAAAUGAUUUUUGUCAGUUUUUCAAUCUUCUGUAGCGAACCAAUAAAGGAAAAAAAAGAUUUCCUUCUACAUGAACAUUCUCCCCCCCCCCCCAUAAUCCAAGAACAUUUUGAAUGGAAAUUUCCCAGUAGUAAAAUGAAAACUCUUUGAAAACUUUUUAAGUGCAAAAGUAGCUUAUACAAGCUUUAACUUAAUGAAACAGUGUAAAAACUGUACAUAUAAUUGUUAAUAAUCUAUUUAGUGAAUUAAGCAUAAAGGGACAGUAUAUGUUUUGCAUCAGAGUCAUGGUAUAAUUAUUGAUGAAUAAUGGUAUUUGAUUAAAAUUGCACCAUGAAAGUUCUUACUAUAAUAAGGCAGCUAUGACCUACAUUUCAUGAAUUAUUGGGACCAGGAGGGUGUUGUAAUUUCAUAUCCAUGCUUCACAGAUGAAAUGUUCCAAAAAAGAUGGUCAAGAAAUUAGUUAACAAUAGUCUAUGUAUGUAAAUAGAAUAUGCAAAGGGAUAAGCUACAUAUUGACCAUGCUUCAGGUUAACAGCAUCUCAGAUGUAAGUUUUAGCAGAACUAAAAAAAAAAAAUGGACAAAUUAUUAGUUGAUUUGAUUUUUAACAAUUUUGCUUAUUUCUAAAGUCACAAGAAUAAUUUAUAUACAAAACUUGUAGGUAAUUUUUAAAUUUAUAUUUACUGGUAUUUACUGGUCAAAUAAAAGAUAGUAGCUGAUGAAUGUGAAACAUAACUUUCAGAUUCCUAACUAAAUUUUGGCAAUUCCUACGAAAAAAAAGAGAGUAAAAACACAUCUAUGAUUUGUAUGACUAUUCAUUGUUCCAUACAACUUAAACGUUCAAAAUAGUGAGUUAGCAUGAAUUCAUAUGAAAUCUUAAAAUUUAUACAAUUCAUAGUUAAUUUAUCUACAUUUAAUAGAAAUUAAACAUGAUUUACAAGUUUGUUAUUUAUUUGAAACUGUCACUUCCAUUGUAGAAGAUAUAUGUAUCAAUGAUCAACAUAACACUACAGUUUAUAUCAAGUUUUGUUUGGUUGGUGUUGAAGACUCUGAAGACUCAAAUCUUCCUGUUUGAUGAAAUAAACAGGACAACAUUUCUAGUUUUUGUCAGACUAUGAGUAGUAGUAAGGCUGUUUGAAUAUUUUUAUAAAUUCCAAUUCUGAUGUCAUAUCUGUAAAAAUAUUUCCCAUGUAUAUUAAUCUUUUUUAAAACUCGAUAUUGGCAUAAUUUGGUACUACUUUAAAAGUGGUUGAGCUUACUGUACAAAAUGUAUCUAAUCCUGAAUUGUAUUAUUAUAUUGAAUUGAUUUUUAAUGAGUAGAUAGUUAAAAUCA